AUGGCCAUGGCGUCUCCUCGGGCGGCCUCGACAAGCUUCGGAUGGCUUUCGGUGGCCCCCUCUCUGGCGGUGCCGGCGCUGGCACUGCUGGGUCUGGCUCUACUGCAUCGCCUCCCGCAGCACUCCGAGGCACAGGAGAGGCUGGAGCUCAUCUCGCUUUGGGAAGAGCACCUGGCUUAUGAAUUCGACCCGGCCAAGAAGAGCACCGCAGAGACCAUGCGAACCAUGACGCAUUCCUCGCCCCCAUCGGUGGCCCACCUCCCCACCCUCGUGGGCGGCUCGGGGCUCGAUUUGCUGUCCUACUUCUACGAGAACCAUUUCAUCUUCCAAAACCCUCCCAUGCAGCUGCUGCCGCUGAAGCGGACGGUGAGCGUGGCAGACGGAUCUCUUGUAGAUGAGAUGGUGUUGUCUCUGAACCACAGCUCCGAAGUAGACUGGCUGCUGCCGGGGGUGGCCCCGACCCACCGUCCCAUCCGUAUCCCCUUAGUGGCCAGUGUCACCUUUUCCAAGGAGGAGGGACGCUGGAAGCUCACGGCGGAGCGCAUCUACUGGGAUCAGGCCUCGGUUCUUCUGCAGGCGGGACUUCUGGAGCGCCGCAACCUGCCGGUGUCCGGGGUGGAGCAGGCCGAACUGGCCCUCGGACGCCAAGGAUACAACGAGAUGCUGAGGGAGGGUGGGGUGGGGGAGAGGUUUCGCCCGCCCAUGUCCGGCUAG
Symbiodinium natans is the source of this 714-nucleotide messenger RNA. NCBI's taxonomy places the organism in Eukaryota, Dinophyceae, Suessiales, Symbiodiniaceae. The record is from the annotation of a GenBank genome assembly.